This is a messenger RNA of Microcebus murinus (gray mouse lemur), 2859 nucleotides long. It is a transcript of the gene AP1AR, whose product is annotated as adaptor related protein complex 1 associated regulatory protein. NCBI's taxonomy places the organism in Eukaryota, Metazoa, Chordata, Mammalia, Primates, Cheirogaleidae. Gene Ontology annotation, cellular component: endosome. Gene Ontology annotation, biological process: regulation of Arp2/3 complex-mediated actin nucleation; negative regulation of cell motility; negative regulation of substrate adhesion-dependent cell spreading. The record is from RefSeq and is a predicted model, not a curated record. Gene Ontology annotation, molecular function: AP-1 adaptor complex binding; kinesin binding.
CGCGGGGACUGGCCUCCUCGACAGCUGGAGGCGGUCACUAGUGCUGGCCUGGGAGCUGAGGCGAUAGGGGCCAUGCGGACAGCGAGGGGGUCCAGUGCCCGCAGCCCUGCGCUCAUCUCUCGCGCGGCGGCGGCGCGGCUGCCGCCGGAGUAACCGCCGCCUUUGUUCAGGGCGCCUCAUCCCUCACGUCUCCUCAGACCCUCCCGCCGCCGCGCUCCGGCCGGCCCGCCCUCGGUCCCCGAACCCCACCGUGGCCCGUGCCGCGCGGAUGCGGCUGCCGGGCCUGGGUUUGGGCUUUGAGCGGGAGGAGGCAGAGCAGCAGCGCCUGGGCGGCAUGCGAUGGGGAACUGCUGCUGGACGCAGUGCUUCGGGCUGCUCCGCAAGGAAGCGGGGCGGCUGCAGCGUGUAGGCGGCGGCGGCGGAUCCAAGUAUUUUAGAACAUGCUCAAGAGGUGAGCACUUAACUAUAGAGUUUGAGAAUCUAGUAGAAAGUGAUGAAGGGGAGAGCCCAGGAAGCAGUCAUAGGCCUCUUACUGAGGAAGAAAUUAUUGACCUAAGAGAGAGGCAUUAUGAUUCUAUUGCUGAAAAACAGAAAGAUCUUGAUAAGAAAAUUCAAAAUGAGUUAGCCUUACAAGAAGAGAAGUUAAGACUAGAAGAAGAAGCUUUAUACGCUGCACAGCGUGAAGCAGCCAGGGCAGCAAAGCAGCGAAAGCUCUUGGAGCAAGAAAGGCAGAGAAUUGUGCAUCGAUAUCAUCCUUCCAACAAUGGAGAACAUCAAAGUUCAGGACCAGAAGAUGACUUUGAAUCUUGUUUGAGAAAUGUAAAGUCACAGUAUGAAGUCUUUCGAAGUAGUAGACUGUCCUCAGAUGCCACAGUUUUGACACCAAAUACAGAAAGCAGCUGUGAUUUAAUGACCAAAACUAAAUCAACUAGUGGAAAUGACGACAGCACAUCCUUAGAUCUCGAGUGGGAGGAUGAAGAAGGAAUGAAUAGAAUGCUUCCAAUGAGAGAACGUUCCAAAACAGAGGAAGACAUUCUCCGGGCAGCACUUAAGUACAGCAGCAAGAAGACUGGAAGUAAUCCUACAUCAGCCUCUGAUGAUUCCAAUGGGCUGGAGUGGGAGAAUGAUUUUGUUAGUGCCGAAAUGGAUGAUAAUGGCAAUUCCGAGUAUUCUGGAUUUGUAAAUCCUGUAUUAGAACUGUCUGAUUCUGGCAUAAGGCAAUUUGAUGCAGAUCAACAGACUCGAUAGGAUAAAAUAGUGUGACCCUGUUUAUCAGUUAUGACCAAAUGUUAAAGACCAACUAGAAUGUAUAAAUGGUUAUGCUGAGCCUUUUUGUAAGGGGAAGGUAAGAGACCAUGUUGUAAAUGCUUAUUUUAUUAGAAAGGAGUAGGGAUGAUACGAUAGAUCUGAAUUGCUUCAGAAUUAAGUGCAAUUUCAUCAUCUGCCUUCUGCUUUUCAACACCAAUUUAAUGAUCCUGUCAUGUUACCAGUUAAAUUUAAGUCUUUUCUUUAUAGCAUUCCUGUUUACUAUUACAGAUUUUCACUUUAAAAAAAUUUUAGUACUUUGAAUGCUUUAUUAAGCCUAUUUCGUUAUCUAUGAAAAAUAUUAAGAGUCUUUUUUGUUAAUUCUCAGCAGAUGUGAAGGGAGCAUGAGGAAGGAUUUUCAGUCAGAUUUAGAAUAGUGUUCCCUUUUUCCAGCAUUAUUUAUUUCUAUGGCUUCUUUGAAUUUUGUUAUCUAACAGUAAGCACAAUUAAUUUGAGUAGAUGACUCUAAGAAAUGCUAAGUGUUGGCCUCUUUUUACACUUAUUACACAUCCUAAUAUGAUAAUGUUGAUUCAGUCUGAAGAAAGGAUAAUAUAAAAAUGAAGUUUCAGAAUUUGGACAUUUCAAGUUGAUAAUAAUCAUAAAUAAUAUUUAAGAAAAUAUAUAUAUUUAGGUUUUUCAGUUCAUCUUACAUGCCACUAUAUUGACUAAGUUAAUUGAUAUAUAGUAUUAAGUUUCUAGGUACUAUUAUUUUUUUAAAAUUCUAUAUUUCCAAUGAAUGAUCUUAGAAAGAUUUUACACAGAACAUAUUCUCUGCAUGAUUUAAGAAAGGAGAAUACGGGUAUUUCAAAGUAAAUAAAAUCCUUUCUGGUAUGAAAGGCUCCAUUGACUUUAUUAAGCUUUUCUUUGCCUUGUAGUACAAGGUACUUUAAUGGGAUGAAACUAAGUAUAUCAAUGUAUAUAACUGCAUUUUGUGAUAGGCAAUUAACUCUUUUCUCUAAAGCUUAUGUAUCAGUAUAAAAGGCCAGAGAUAUAAAACACUCCCUAAUUGCUUUCCUUGAUUUUGCUGAGGACUGAGUAUGAUUUUAGUAAGCAAACUGUUUUUCAGUUUUUCCUUAGUGUUUUUUUCUUUUCUUUUUCUUUCAACAAUGACAGUGCAUGUUUUCCAAAAUAUAGGAAGGUCCAGAUAUAAAUAGUAACUAAGAGUUCUUGCUGUACUUAAAAAAAUCAUGUGGCCCUUUCAAUAUUUGAACUGCUAAGCAAUGACAUCUGUAGUUUUAUCUCCUUUUUUAUCUUGUAUAAAUAAAUAUGACUUUAAAUAUGUAAAUAUAACACAUUAGGUAAUGCUAUUAUUUAUGUGUCUUAAAAUAAUUUAAGUCGUAGCUAUGUCAGUGGAAAUAUUUUAAAGGUAUUCUAUAUUCACAUUGCCUGUGUUAAUGCUUUUUAAAGUUUGUAUACAUCAGAUGUAUAUUUUUGGUUUGGCAUAAGCUACUACUGUAAUUUUUCUUGGCUUUUUGUUCCUAAAGAAUUUUUUGAAGGAAUGGUAAUUUCUCAAGGAUUGUGAAUAAACACAUUUUUACAUUUAAAGGUAAUAAA